CCCGUCAGACCUUUAAGCCAAGUACCUCCAACUGCGAGGCAGCUUCAUUCCUUAAAAUAUUCUUAUUUUAAAAAUUUUAUUUUCCCGGAUUUGUUCCCAAUUCAUAUUUCUAAGAUUUUCAAGCAAUUCUGGCGGAUUUUCCAAUUUACAGUUGGGAUAUCUGUGUGCCCGUCUAUGUGUGUCUGAGAAGGGUAGUUCCGUGUCUGGCCGCCAGAUGUCAACCCUGUAGAUUAAAGUAAAAACAUCUAUCCCACUCUUUACACAGUAAACUCUAGUGAAAAUAUGGCGGGUCAGGUACCCGUGGUCCCCAUGGAUCGAGGGAACAACACAACCUGCACCAUCAACCUACACGGGGCCACCAUCGUCUCUUGGCGGGUCAACAACCAGGAGCAACUGUUUGUGAGUAAAAAAUCAGUUUUUGACGGAAGAAAGCCUAUUCGAGGAGGUAUUCCGUUUGUUUUCCCCCAGUUUGGAGACUGGAUGUAUGGACCCAAUGGACCACCUAACAAUGGUUUUGCAAGAAUCUCAAGAUGGCAGUUAGAGAAGGGACCAGAGAGACUUCCCACAGGAGAUAUUGAAGCCAUAUUUUCACUCAGAGACAGCGAUUUUUCUUUUUCAAUGUGGCAACAUCAUUUCCGGAUUUCCUAUAGAAUUAUUCUACGAGAGAAGGAACUCCAUUUAAAUGUUGGAGUAUACAACCCCAGCAAGGAGGCUCCAUUCGACUUCAACCUUCUUCUCCAUUCAUACUUUAAGUGUCCAGAUGUCAGACGGUGUCAGGUGACCGGCCUUAAUGGAGUAACCUUCCUUGACAGAACUAGGAUGGUGGCAGACCCCCCGGGUUCACCGCCCCAAGCACCAGCUUACCAGGGUUUAUAUUCACACCCCUAGCGAGCAUAUAGUAACGAAUGUUGUCUCGGGUCGGAAAAUGAGAAUCCAAAAAUAUAAUUUCCCAGAUACAGUUAUCUGGAACCCUUGGGAGAUGCAAGCAAAGGAGAUGGUUGAUUUCGGAGAUGACGAGCACCCAAAUAUGAUCUGUGUGAAUGCUGGUCAUGUAGCUGCUCCGGUCACCUUGCUCCCACAGCAGGGGUUCGAGGCCAGCCUCAUAUUACAGGUUAUGUAAGCAUCAAGUUUUCAUCGAGGAACAAACUGGACAGAAAACCUAUGUAUACAGUAUUGUACAGUACAGCAAACUUCUGUACAACUAUGUGCACAUAAUCGUACAUAAAAACGCAAGUUUACAUUUUUGAACAAGAAAACUUGAAUGUUUAUUUGAGUACAUAUAUUUAUCUAAUCACGAAAUUUUAAAGUCAGCUCUGUACAGUGUACAUACUAACAACCAACUGUACAGCAAACACAUCAUGUGUACUGCACAUAUUACACAUGAUGAUUGAUAAAAAACAGACAUGAGACGGAACUCUAAAAAAAUUUGAAUAUCUUUUUCGUCUUUCAACUUUAACCCCUGGCUUCUCUACCUUCAAAGCCCAUACAUAUACGUCAGUGACCACCAAUCUGAUAAUAUGUAACGUUGUCAAAUUCUAGAAUGAAGGUCAUGUUUUGCCUUAAUAUAUAGAACAUAGUUCCGACGUAUGUCAGUGUAAAAAUAAUUAAUAUGCACCUAGUGUAUUAGCCCUUUUCCCAGUAUAUUGUACUCAGAAGUCAACCUUUAGUCUAUUACUUUAUAAAUAUGUCAUAUAUAAAGUUAUUUUUGUUAUCAUGGACUUAACAGAUGUUCCCAUUAACAAUAAAAACUUUAAAAUCUAAAAUUUGUCAAAAAAGAGUGCAUACACUGAUUCAAUACAAGUUCCUACUGAACCAAUAGUGUGAUUGUAUUUUUGGGCGGGAAAAAUAUUUGUUGGUGGAUUUUCUCCUGGUGAUUUUGAACUGUUGUACAAAGUACAAAAUUUAGUUAAAACUGUACUUCAGAACUCUUCAAUAAUAGUUCUAUUAAGAAUCUGUACUAAUCUAGAGUGAAAUAUGGUGUACAUAGAUAAUAGUUGUUGUGUACAUAUUAAACUAUUACGAAAUCAAAUAUUUAUGUACAUUUAACCUCUAGAUCUGUCUAUAAUACAGGGUAUAAUCUUAACUAAUAAAAUAAUAACUUUUUUAUGUAAAAAUAUGCAAACUAUGUGAUUUAUGAUAAUGCAAUAGUAAAACCGGUGUCAGAAAUACCAGCAGAAAUAGUCAAAAAUAAUAAUCAACUGGACAUAUUAAAUACAUACAUUCAUGUUAUGUUCACAUUGUUACACACAUUAUAAACAAUGUACAUUUGCAUGCUCAAUUUAUAGUUCAACAUUUUGGCGUGCAAUUACUUAUCCUACUGUGCAAUGCAUAUAUCCUGUACACAUGAAAUAAAUGAAUGUAUAAAAAGCCAAUUUUUGGGGUAUUUUUGUAAAUUUUCCAAACAAAAUUUUCCAAAUUUUAAAAUUAUUGAUUUAUGAAGAAUAAAAAAAUAAAAAUUCAAACCAGAAAUCUUCCAGGCAAUGCAGACGUAAUUUUUAAGUGACCCGUGUUUACAAAGGGACAUGCACGAUUCACAAUGGUACCAUUAAACUCUUCUGAUAUUAGGGUACCUUAGUAAAUCGGGUCUGUCAUGGCCAAUGGACACUUUUACAAUCCCUUGAAAAAUUUGGAAAAUUUACGACCCCUUUGUUCACUUCAUUGUCAAACACAACACAUAUACUUUUUUUCAAAAUUCUUUUUCAAGCUUUUUGGUUCCAUGAUUCAGUAUAUGUAUGUAUUACCUUAAAAGACUGAUUUAAAAUAUAUUUCUAUUGUACACUA
Molecule: messenger RNA, 2781 nt
Organism: Eurytemora carolleeae
Lineage: Eukaryota; Metazoa; Arthropoda; Copepoda; Calanoida; Temoridae
Product: putative glucose-6-phosphate 1-epimerase
Biological process (GO): carbohydrate metabolic process
Molecular function (GO): isomerase activity; carbohydrate binding
Source: RefSeq, a predicted model, not a curated record